Molecule: messenger RNA, 1479 nt
Organism: Camellia sinensis
Lineage: Eukaryota; Viridiplantae; Streptophyta; Magnoliopsida; Ericales; Theaceae
Source: RefSeq, a predicted model, not a curated record
CUCCCCUACUCCUUUUAAGCAUUAGAAUUAUUUGUCUUCUUCAACGAGAUUGGGACACAGAAAAAAAAAAAAAACUGGCCACCUGUGUUUUCCUCAACCUUAUGUAGAUAACCUCUUCUUUUCAUCAGUUGGGAAGUUGGUAGUUAUGGCUGUUGAGUUCCAUGGGAGACAGAGGUUGCUUCUUUCAAAGCUUCUCAACGACGAUGAUAUUCUCUCGGAGGACCGGCGUACCACCCAGACCGGUUCACCUUUUGGCUCCUCUUCCUCCGGUUUGAGCUCACCAUUCGGGUCGGACCUCUGCUCCACCGAAACAGAGAGCAGCGACGAUGACAACAACAGCGAUUUCAUUGCUGAGUUGACUCGCCAGAUGGCUGAUUACAUGCUUGAAGAAGACGAUGAAAGAUUGGGCUCCAAAGACCAACAUGGUGAGAGAAUUCAUAGCACACCCAAACUCAAUAAACCCACAUCGAUCCCUGCUUUUUGUGAUGAUCAAACACGACCUGUUCAUUUGUAUAAGUUGGAGAAUCAACCGUCGAUUGCAAGUUGGGGAAGACGAGUGAAGAGGACCGAGUUGACUCACCAACUUGAGCAAAAGCAACAAGUUCAUCAUCAAAAACCGCACCACAUGCAAAGCAGAGGAAGAAGAACUGAUGCUGAAGGCGGUAGUGGUGGUGGCUUUGGAUCACCGGCGGCUACGGCGGCUCCACCGCUGCAGCAGCGUCGGCGGCAAGUUGGUUCGGGUUCGGGCAUGAGAGCAGUUUUCCUUGGCGGGCCCGGUUCAAGAAGUGGGUCUUCGGGUACGGGCGUGUUCCUUCCACGUGGAACCGGCAACCCAUUGGACGUCACUGUCAGCAAGAAGAAAUCAGGUUGUUCGACGGUUCUUAUUCCUGCAAGAGUAAUGCUGGCCCUCCAACUCCACUUCAAAGAAAUGAAAACUCAGCGUCGUGGGUCACAAUCGAAUACUUGUGUAGGCUUUAAUAGUCCCCCCGUUCAACACGAUGUUGAGAGGUUAGAAAGGAGUGACUUGCACUCAGAGCAAAAGGGAGUGGCGAACCAUCAGGAGAUAGGUCUCCCUCAUGAAUGGACUUAUUGACUUCACCAACCAUGCCAUGCCUUGAUUGGACAAAGAAUAAACAGUCAGUCAGACAUACAAAAAUAUUCAAAAAUAAAAUAAAUUAAUAUAGUUCAGAUUCAACAUUUCGCACUUGAAAUGAAUCUAAAUUAUAUUUGUUUACGUUUUUGGAUCUGAAUCUCUGAUAGGUAGCAUUACUGAAGACAAUAAGGAGAAGGGGAUUGUCUCCAUCUAAUCGUGGAAUCUUUAGGAGAACAAUAAUUGAUGUGGAAAAAAUAUAAAAGUCAAAUUAAAAGAUGAUUAUGGUUGGAGGGAUUGAUAUUAAAAUCCUUUGUAAUAAAUUAUUGAGCUGUCAGCAACGUGAGUUGCUUGUGCUAAUGGAAAUCUAUGUUUGCCCAUUUUGGUGA